Messenger RNA from Struthio camelus australis, 3949 nucleotides. The record is from RefSeq and is a predicted model, not a curated record. NCBI's taxonomy places the organism in Eukaryota, Metazoa, Chordata, Aves, Struthioniformes, Struthionidae.
AUCUGGUGGCUUUGCCUCCGCUUUGUGUCUGCAGGGGGAAGCUGCCUGCACGCCUGCCCACCAGACUACCGAGCGGGGCGCUACCUGUUGCGGGGUGGAGGGGCUGUGGGCUGCUCAGCAAGACACUGCUCGUGCUGGAUGGGCUGUGCCACGGUCCCUGCACUGAGGCAGCCUGGGGAAGGGGCCUUCAGGGCCCCCCCUCUUGGCAGGGCUCCAGAGCUGUCCUUCAAAUGACAGCAGUUACAAGAAGUUGCCUCUGAUGGUCCCCAUCGUCUGCCUCUAUCACCCAUUGCACAGGCAGCAGAGAGCCUGCAUGCUCCUAAACAGUAACUGUUUUGCAUGGAUUUUUCUCUCCUCAGUGGCUAUGACUUUCCAGCUCAGAACUUUUUCUCCUGCAGAGGUUUUUCCUCCCAAAUGCUUGAUUUUUGCCUACGGCACGUAGCUCCUGUUGAGCUCAACUUGUGUGUGCUUCCCUUAAGCCCAUAAAGUCUCUGCAGACCUCCAGGGGCUCCGUUCAGGCGAACUAAAGUGGUGCGGGGUGGGUUGUUGUCUGUACAAGUGCUUGUAGCCUCUCAUCUGCUGGGAGGGAAGGGUUGGCCUCUGCAGAUGUUACUGUGUGAUUGUGCCUGGAUUAUUCCUUCCCCCAGCCCGGUUAGGACGGGGGUAGGCUAACCCCCCUGCCUUUGAGGGGGUGAGGGGAACUGUAUUGCUGUGUUCUUACCCCAGUUUCCCUACUCCCUAGCUGGGGCACCACGUGAUGUGUACUGUUUGGUUUCCACGCUACUAGGCUUUAACCAGGAAAGAUCUGCAGGCAGCUCCACCAUGUCGGAUAGUGACCUCGGGGAGGACGACAGCGCCACAUCUCUGGACCUGUCUCAGUCGAAUAAGAGGAAAAGAAGGGGAAAUCUGCCCAAGGAGUCCGUGAAGAUCCUUCGGGACUGGCUGUAUGAGCACCGCUUCAAUGCCUACCCCUCUGAACAGGAGAAGCUCAGCCUCUCUGGACAGACCAGCCUCUCUGUGCUGCAGAUCUGCAACUGGUUCAUCAACGCCAGGAGACGGCUGCUCCCUGACAUGCUGCGCAAAGACGGGAAGGACCCCAAUCAGUUCACCAUCUCUCGCCGAGGGGGCAAAGCUGGUGACGUGGCCCUGCCACGAGGGGCUGCCACGGGCUCUGGUGUGCUGGUGGUACCUCCUGUGACAGCUGCAGGGGCCUCCAAGAUGCUGUCUAUGUCUGUGUGCCCGCAGGUACUGUGCCACCCUGCCCAGGCACUGGGCAGCAACCUCACGGUGGUGAGUGCCCGCAGCCCUGAGAGGGAGAAGCAGCCUGGCCUGCAGCGAGUAGAGCCGGACCCUCACCCCAAACCACAGCUGGGCACCACUGGCAGCACUAUGGCCUUGCUGGCCCGGGCUGACGCAGCCAGCCCCACAAGCGGACUCUUCAACACGCCGCCCCCGACGCCCCCUGAGCUCUUUGGCGAUGAUUUCAGCAGCUUCCAGCUCCUGGUAGAAGUGGCACUGCAGAAAGCGGCCGAGCUGGAAUCGCAGAGGCAGAGUGGGCAGCUGCCCCUUUUGCCUCAGACUGAGCCCCCAGGAGUCUCCAUCUCCAAAUAACGCCCCCAGGCCAGUUUCUGCUGGGCUGCCCUUCCUUGGGGCCACCUGACUCCUCCCAGCCACAGGUCCUUUUUCUCCAGUCAGGCCAGGGCAUCCCCUGGCAGGAGCCUGGGUCUAACUGCAUCUCCCUAACCAGCUCAUCUCCAAAGUGGACUUCUGUAUCCUGAGGGGCUCCGGCAUCUCCACUGGCCCAGGGGAAGAGGGAAGAUUGUCCCAUCCUGUGAUCCUUAGGCUAUCCAUGUGCUCAGGAGGUAGCCGAUGGCCCUCAGAGCCCCUUUCCAUGCAAGCCCUGGCAAGGAUGGUGCCUUGGGAGGUGCCAGAGGGAUGCAGCCAUAGCAGUUUGGCCAUUGUGAAAGGACCUUUGCAGCUAACUGACCUCUUAUUACCACAACUGUCCACUACUGUGUCAGGCUGUGGAGCCCCCUCAGAAAACCUGCUGACUUUCUUCUUUCUUUCCUGUAAACAAGGGUCCAGCUGAAACUAUUUCUUCAGGGAGUGACAGAGAGAAACUUUUUUUUUUUUCCUAGUUAAUGCUUUAUUUUAAGGAUUACGGAUGAAAAGCUUUUUCUCCCAAAGCUCUCUGAUCUCCCCUUGUUUUUUUUCCUACCUUGUUCCCCUUUUUUGUGAAGGGCCUUUCUGGUGCCUUGUGCUGGCCAGGUGCCUUGCGUUGCCUGGGGAAGGAUAAAGAUCAAAUGAACUGGAAACCUGAAGUCUGGCAUUUUCUCUCACAGAAAAAGUGAGACGCUCCUCUUCUGUCUUAGGGUGUUACAGAUGCUGCCAGUAGAAAUCUCCAUGGUGCUGUUUAGCAAGUUUGCUUUGAAACAUUUUCCUUCUAAUUGUGAUUUAUUAUAUUUUUUUUUCUACAAGCAUUUCCACAGCUUCCCUGUGUUUCUCUUGAGUUCCUGCUGAAGAUGUGCACGUUGUGUCCUGGACCAGAGUGUGCCAUGCAGAGCCUGGGGAACGUCUACCACAGGUGGCUGCUGGGGUGGGGGGGUGGUGGAUGCAAAUCUGAGACUGUGAAAUUUUGUACCCAACUUCUGUUUGUUUUUUUUUUUUAAUGUUUAGAAAGAGGCAUGGUCUGAGUUUGGGCAGCCUAUGUCUUCUUUUGCAAGUAUGAGGCUCACAGCCUGUGGACAGCAGUCCCUGGAAAGCGGAGUUGCCUUUAGCCACGGCAGUGCUGAUGAGCUGCCUUUGAAAAACAGAGGGUUUCAAGUCCUUUUAUUGCUUCCCUCCCACGGGCUGUGUGUGGUCACGCCUGGCAGUGCUGUGCUGGGGGGUCUGUAAUGACAAGCCGGUGCCUAGUGGGAGCUGGAUUGGGUCCCGCUUGCCCUUGGGCAGGGCCCCCAUGCCUGAGCUGAGCCUGGCUGUGUUAGCUGUGCCCAGGGGUGAUUUUUGGGGCCCAGGGCUGUUCCCUGCUGGACAUUGCUUGCUGUUACCAGGGCUGAGGGUGAGUAGGAGCCAAGGCCCUGGGUGCUGCUGUGGUCUGGGGGCUGAGAUAUUGCUGUUUCACUGUAAAAUGUAAGUUAAAUAGCGAUAUGUACACACCUAUAUUAUCUAUCCUGAGAAACACUAAUCCUAGGUUAUUAGCCUGAUUAUUAGGUUGCAUGAAUAGAGAGGUAUUAAUGUCCUCAGGACCUGAUGCUCCCCUCGACUGUGGUGGCUGGAGUCAGCAGUGCCAGGAUGGAGCAAGGGGCUGCAGGCUAUGAGGACCUGGCAGGGAAAAGUACUGUUUUGGGGUGGGGAGUGGGGUAUGUGUUUUUUUUUUUUUCUUCCCCCUCCCUCCUCUUGUUCUGAGGAAAGCUAGCAGAGCAGAGGAGGUGCAGGGGGAGACUAGAGGGAGCCCCUAAGUGCUAGUGUGGGCCAUGGAAAGAUUUGGAGGUGGUGCAGCAUGUUGGCUGAGGGCCCCUGCACAGUGCAGGCUGCUGCUGCUGUCUGGCUGGGAAGGAUGCAGGAGGGUAGUGCUGCCCUGGGCCCAUGCCCAUGGUGUUUCCUCCUCUCUCAUAGCUCUGGCUUGUGCCCCGCCAGGGGCAGGACUGUGGCCUUUGCCCUCUGUCACCUUUCUGGGGCAAACCCUGAAGUUUAGGGCCCUCCCCAUCAUCCUUAAGUAGUCCUUUCCUUUUGCUAUCCUCCGUCCAGGGAAGGGAGAAACUUUUCCCUGAGCUCCCCUUUUCUGCCCUGUUCAAAGCAGAGCAGGGCUGGGGAGAUCCCAGUGCUGCACUGGGUGCAGGAGCACUGUGGCUGUGCCUGUGCUCUGGUGUGGCCAUGCUGCCCCAGGGGACAGGCUGGAAGGAGGUGGGAUGGGGGAAUUAUUGGAUUGGAACUUAGGGAGCAAGCAACU